AUGCAGGGAUUAAUGCAACAAGACUACUACAGAGCAUGCAGCACGUUUCCCUCACUUCCAGGAAUGAUGUUCCCAGAUCCCGGGUACAGCAAGAAUGCAUGGUCCCCCCAGCCAAACUCACAAGCCCAAGCCUACUCGCCGACUUUCUCCAGUGUGGGCAAAACAAGUCUGGAGGCUGGCAUGCAUAGUGCCCAGUGGAGAACCUCGCAAGGUUACUCCAACUCGUUAACUCCGCUAAGCAAAGGUUCACUGGACCCGGCCCAUGCACCCUGGCGACCUCAAGGUUCGGGUCAGAUCCAGCUCUGGCAGUUCCUGCUGGAGCUACUCUCGGACUCCGCUAACGCCGCCUGUAUCACAUGGGAGGGCACCAACGGCGAAUUCAAACUGGUCGACCCUGACGAAGUAGCUCGUCGCUGGGGGGAGCGCAAGUCGAAACCCAACAUGAACUAUGACAAACUGAGCCGGGCUCUUCGCUACUACUACGAUAAGAACAUUAUGACCAAAGUGCACGGCAAACGGUACGCUUACAAAUUUGACUUUGCUGGUCUGGCUCAAGCCAUGCAGCCGUCCUCCACUGACCCUUCGGCUUAUAAAUACCAGCAAGAUUUCUUGAUGUCCACUUACCAGUACCAUCACCAUCACCAUCAUCAUGCCCACAACCAGAAACUUAACUACCUCAACCCUCGCUCACCAAUAAACAACUCCACACCGCCUGCAUUGUUCUCUCCACACGCAGGAUACUGGCCUGGAAGUCCGGGUUCGAACCUCUACCAUAACAUUCCUAAUCACCAUAUGCCUCCUCAUCCCAGUCAUAUGACCCCAACUCUGGGUGCCUACUACCCUUAUGACAGAUGGGAAACUUGA
Messenger RNA from Candidula unifasciata, 864 nucleotides. The record is from the annotation of a GenBank genome assembly. NCBI's taxonomy places the organism in Eukaryota, Metazoa, Mollusca, Gastropoda, Stylommatophora, Geomitridae.